Molecule: messenger RNA, 1913 nt
Organism: Puccinia graminis f. sp. tritici CRL 75-36-700-3
Lineage: Eukaryota; Fungi; Basidiomycota; Pucciniomycetes; Pucciniales; Pucciniaceae
Exons: 7
Coding region: 237-1769 (510 amino acids)
Source: RefSeq, a predicted model, not a curated record
UCAAACUGCACCUCUUGACGUAAGUGGCUGUUCCAUGCUGUUGACCAUCCCUGAAAGUUUUUGCCAUCCCCUCCUCCUUCCUGGUCACUUCAAAGACGGUCAACUCACGCACAACAACACCGAUCGACUAUUUAAUGCUUGCCAACUAGUUCGCAACGCUUCCUCCUAAUCGACCACCCUCAACUUAUCAGCCAUCGGCAAGCUUCAAAAAAAAAAAAAAAGGUUUUACCACACCGAUGCCUUCUUCAUCAAGUUUUACCGCCAGUGAGAAGGCCAUCAUCAAACAUGUGCUUCCCUCUGAUCACAACAAGAUUCUUGCUGCUGGACUAUGUCGGAUAUAUUACGCCUACCCGGACCCCAACAAGUGGUCUUACACAGGUCUUUCAGGCGCGCUGGUCUUUGGACGCCCAAGCUCAGGCAUCGCUGGAAGCUUCUGGUUUAAAUUGAUCGACAUCUCCGGAACUCGGGGUACCAUCUGGGAACAUGAGGUAUACGAAGACGGCCCGGGUAGACCUGGUCAUGGCCAUUUUGGUUAUCAUCAAGAACGCACAUUUUGGCACACUUUCCAGGGUGAUGACUGUAUGAUUGCAUUUGUCUUUGUCAAUGAGGAUGAGGCUUCAGCGAUACACAAAAAGGUCAUCAACCGAUCAAAGCAUAUCAGUAAAAGUGCAGCCAAGGUCAAGCCUGUUGAAGCCCCAGUAUCAGCUCCUAGUCCUGUCCUUGCACCCAGUGGAAAGAAGAAGGGAGGGAUAGACAAAAGCAUGAUUAGCGCACCCACUGACUUCAAACGAGUAGCUCACAUGGGAUACGACUCCAAUGCUGGUUUCACGGCUGAAAACGUGGAUCCCUCUUGGGCACAACUCCUAACAAAUCUGACAAACAUGGGAUUUAGCAAAGAUGAGAUAAACAAUAGUGAAUCGUUUAUCAAAGACUAUGUCAAUCAAGCAGGCGGGAUUGAUCAAGUUCUAAGCUCACAUAAUAACACAUCGGCAUCGCCCCCGACGAGAGUACCACCGGCCAACCCGGUCACGUCGAAGCGAGUCAAGCCACCAGCUCCACCAGCCCCAACACGUCGGACUGGGACAUCGAAUGAAAAUCACAACCCAGCCACUCCUGCGCCCAUGACGAAAAGUCCUUCUGCUCCCUCCCGGGCCCCACCCACCUCUGCUGCCCCCUCUCGACCUCCUCCAACCAUGCCAGUCACUCCUGCUCCAUCUGCCCCCGUCAGCAACCCUCCUGCGCCUCCUACCGCUCCUCCUCCACCUGCACCCGUCAAGUCGGCUCCUCCUCCACCAUCAGCACCGCCGCCACCAGCUAUGGCACCUCCACCGCCACCCGCUCCACCACCACCUCCACCACCAUCCAGUCAUGCACCCCCACCCCCACCACCUAAUGCACCACCCCCACCAGCACCGCCAGCACCACUCCCACCGCCCAGUAAUGCCCCGCCGCCCCCACCAGUACCUUCCUCCUCCAUAUCACCCGUUUCGGAUGGAUCUAGAGCGAACUUACUGUCGAGCAUACAAGGCAAGGGCAUCCAUGUACUGAAAAAGACUCCUCAGGGUGCCUCUACACACUCCACGGGCCCUACCAAUCCGCUCUCUCAAUCCACUCGAUCGGCCGGAUCGGAUGAUGCCCAUGAUGGAGGAGGAGCGAGUGGCGGUGGCGGUAAUCUUGCUGCAUCAUUGGCCGCUGCUCUUAAUAAACGGAAAGGCACUAUGGGUGAAGAUAGUGAGGAGGAAGCGGAGAGCGAUGAUGAAUGGGAUUAAUUUUUUUUUUUCUGUGUUUCUCUCAACUUGCUGUAUUUCUCCUUCCCUUCCAGUCACCUCCUCUUCUGUUUACAUUAUUUUCUUUUUUAUGGUUUCACUUUUUUUCCCUUCUCACACAUAUCCUUUAAUUUCAAUAGAACAAUG